Thlaspi arvense is the source of this 468-nucleotide messenger RNA. The record is from the annotation of a GenBank genome assembly. Lineage: Eukaryota; Viridiplantae; Streptophyta; Magnoliopsida; Brassicales; Brassicaceae.
AUGAAAUCUAAGCAUGCAAUACUCAUGGAGAGAAUUCUUGAUCGAUACGAGAGAUGUUCAUACGCCGGUCAAGAUAUUCCUGCACCAAGUUUGGAUUCACAGGGUGAGUGUUCAACAGAGUGUUCAAAGCUCCUGAGGAUGAUUGAUGCUAUGCAAAGAAGCCUAAGGCACUUAAAAGGGGAAGAGGAGAAGGAACUUAAAGAACUGAAGAAACAGCUAACAAAGAAGGUUGAUCAAAGAGAGGACUUUGAGCCGCAAAACCUCAGCCAAGGCUUAGCCUCUUUGGCAAUGCAGCCGCCAUGUGAGCCACCGCACCCGUUGCCUCCACCUAUAUCUCCUCCUCCUCCUCCUUUAUCUCUUAGGGACACAUCGCAAAGUUUUGAAGCUGGAGAAGUAGAUGCCGGAACCCUAACUCGGCCGACCAACUUAACGCUGCCGCAUUGGAUGCCCCGUGUCACCGAAGAAUAG